Molecule: messenger RNA, 1707 nt
Organism: Nylanderia fulva
Lineage: Eukaryota; Metazoa; Arthropoda; Insecta; Hymenoptera; Formicidae
Source: RefSeq, a predicted model, not a curated record
AUGUAUCGACAGAUACUUAUUCAUGAGUCACAGCUACAUCUGCAACGAAUAUUGUGGCGCGAGAACUCGAAUUCGCCGGUCGGUACUUAUGAGUUGCUUACCGUUACUUACGGCACGGGCUCGGCGCCAUUUCUCGCGACGAGAUGCUUUCAACAUUUGGCACAAAAACAUGCCCUCGAUUAUCCUGCGGGGGCACAAUGCGUUCUUCGGGAUUUUUAUGUGGAUGACUUACUCGCGGGCGCCAAUACAUUGUCCGAAGCAGGGCGCAUUCGUGACGAGGUGAUAGCCUUAUUAAGGCGCGGACAGUUUGAACUCGGCAAAUGGUCAUCGAAUUGCCGAGAAUUGUUACAGGGCAUUAGACACAACGAGUGCGGAGGUAGCAUAACGAAGCGGACGAUCUUGUCGGAAAUCGCGAGUCUCUUCGACCCUUUGGGUUUAUUAGGGCCACUGACAGUUGUGGCAAAAAUGAUCAUGCAAGAUACGUGGCAGGCUCGCGUCGGGGGGGACAAAUCGUUGCCGCAAGAUUUGCAUCAGCGAUGGCUGAACGUAAAACAACAAUUGACGCGCCUUCGCGAAUUGCGUGUGCCGCGUUUUGUCGGAUUUCGGGCGGACGCGCACAGAUCACAAGUACACGGCUUUUGUGACGCGAGCGAGCGUGCAUACGGCGCGUGCGUAUACAUAAGAACGCGCGAUUCCGACGGAUACCGGGUGGAACUUUUAAUUUCCAAAUCACGAAUAACACCAAUUAGAGCAGUUUCGUUACCGCGGCUAGAAUUGAAUGCCGCGUUAUUGCUAUCACAUUUAAUCGAGAAGAUUCGCGCAUCGGUUGAUUUAUCGAAAUCAGAGAUAAUUUUAUGGACGGAUUCCACAAUUACUAUACAAUGGAUAUCGUCGCCGUCGCGUAAAUGGAACGCUUUCGUGGCCAAUCGCGUCGGUGAAAUUCAGUGCCUUACCAGGAGAUCGAGUUGGCGGCACGUGCCGUCCGCUCACAAUCCCGCGGAUAUAUUAUCGCGCGGCGUCGACCUGGCGGGCUUAAUGCAAUCGACAAUUUGGUGGAACGGACCUGCAUUCCUGCAGUUAACUGAGGAACAUUGGCCGGUCAAAUUAUGUGUCGACUUGUCGGGCGAGUUACCGGAACAAAAAAAAGUAACCGCAGCGGUGAUAUCCAUACAACAAUCGAUCGUACUAAACUUGUUGGACAAACAUUCCAAUUUAGACAGGGCAUUGCGAAUCAUCGCUUACUGCCUGAGAGUAGCGCGUUCGCGUACGAUCAAAUAUCAGACAACGUUUAUUUCGCAUCACGAAAUAACAGCAGCUCUGCGAGUCGCGGUGAAGUGCGUACAGAGGCAUGCCUUUUCAAGGGAACAUAAACAGUUGACCGAGGGUCGGAACGUUGACGGCGGAAGUCGGAUUCUGUCAUUGACUCCGUUUAUGGAUGAACACGAGAUCAUUAGAGUGGGGGGCCGAAUAAGUAAUGCAGCAUUGCCAUACGACGCGCGACAUCCCAUGCUAUUGCCGAAGAGUCACCGAUUGACAACCUUAAUCAUACAGCGAGAGCAUGUAAAAAAUUUGCAUUCAGGCCUACAGGCCACAAUGCAUGCGGUGCGUCGACGAUUUUGGCCUCUGGCGGCGCGUUCGGCUGUCCGAAAAACAAUUCACAAUUGCGUAACCUGCUUCAAGUGUAAGCCGGCUGUAUCGCAAGCAUAA